GGACUGACUUUUCUUGUACACUACGGCCACUUUACCACAUCCCACAUCCCCGUGGAUUUGUCUUAAGCUGCUCUCGUACAGCUUUUUGGUUUAGAAAUCUCUUAGGUCUUUUGGCUAAGAUUUAUGGAAGUACUCUGGACUGCGAGUGUUAUAAAUAUUCAAUGUUUGUGGGGGUUUGUUCUUUUUCUUCUAUGAAAAAAAGCUCUGGGAUUAUGCUGUUACCAGUGUGCCUUUCCCUCAGACACAGCAAGGCAAUAGGCGUUCUGUGGGGAACUUGUGUUAUGUCCUGCAGGACGUGAGGCUGACGGGCACAGCCUCAGCAGGGAGACACAUUUUCUUCCUUGUGGAUUUGUGUGAGAAGUAGAAAAGCUCCAGCAUGAAUGAGAAAAUAAGAGAUGCUUGUCCAUCACAUCCUAAACGUAAGUCUGGCUUGGUGUGUUUGAACUGUGCCCUUUGGGAAUGGGAGUGAACGAAGUAAGCCUUCUCCAAGCUGUUCCGGCCUGUUAACAAGAUAAAAUUGAAGAUGAAUUAGAAAUGACUACGGUGUGCCACAGACCCGAAGGCCUGGAGCAGCUUGAAGCACAAACCAAUUUCACUAAAAGAGAGCUUCAGGUGCUUUACAGAGGAUUUAAAAAUGUAGAUGUCUGCAGGAUCUCUUCUGAACUGGAAGGAGAAACCAGACCUAAUUGCACUAAUUCCAGUAGCAAAGAGGAAUGUCCCAGCGGGGUGGUUAAUGAAGAGACGUUCAAACAGAUCUAUGCACAGUUUUUUCCUCACGGAGAUGCUAGCAUGUAUGCACAUUAUCUCUUCAACGCCUUUGACACUGCACAGAAUGGCUCAGUGAAGUUUGAGGAUUUCGUGAUGGCCUUGUCCAUUCUGUUGCGGGGAACAGUUCAUGAAAAGCUAAGAUGGACGUUCAACCUGUACGACAUAAAUAAGGAUGGCUAUAUAAACAAGGAGGAGAUGAUGGAUAUAGUAAAGGCAAUUUAUGAUAUGAUGGGAAAGUACACGUAUCCAGUGCUGAAGGAAGAUGCUCCAAGGCAGCACGUAGAAGUGUUCUUCCAGAAAAUGGAUAAGAACAAAGAUGGUGUUGUAACUUUAGAUGAGUUCAUCGAAUCGUGUCAGGAGGACGACAAUAUCAUGCGGUCCUUACAGCUCUUUGAGAACGUAAUGUAACCACGCCUGGGAAGCGCUGGAAGAGUCAGAGACUGUGUGUGUAACAAAGACCUCCUUUCUGGGUGAAAGCUUUUUGUAAUUCAGCCAUGUUCUAUUCAGCCAGCGUGCGGGGAUUUUGUAUGGCAUCUCCAACCAAAUGGCAACUGAAUGCAACUGAUCCCAUCUCUCCUCCACAAGAGACGGCGGUGGACCUCUAUUUCAUUUUGGAAGCAUGCAAAUACUUUAAUAAAACCUGAUGAGAGAGCUGCUGCUCGAAGCUCAAUGAGUAAUACACAGCGUUCUGUUUGCAAGCCACAAGUCCUGCUUUAAUCUAGCAAGCUUGAUUGCGUAUGAUAGCUCAUGUUGAUAGCAUAUUCAGCCACCUAUUACAAGCAAAAAGCUCAGUCCAUACAACCAUAUGGCAAAAUGUUUUAUGGAUGCCUUGCCUUUAAUCUGCUUUGACAAAAAACAAAUGGAAUCUACAAGGGCCAUCUGUAAAAAUGAGCAGUGAAUGUACCUAGGACGUGGAGCAGACAGCCCGUGUAGCCAGCGUCCCCAUUUCUGCAGAGAUCUUGCUUCUCACAUGCACUGGUGCCACCACUGGUGGAGGUAUUCCUGAGCACAUAAACUAGAGGAACUUCAUGCCAGGGUUAGUCAGAAAGGAGCAAAGCAUGAGUAGCACGUAAAUUUCAAACUGUAGAGCAAAUCUGACCAAUGAUGGUAAGUUGUUGCAGGACCAGGUAGGUUUAUAAGGGCUGCUAGAGGAAGAUGCAUACCUGCUCUGGUCCCAGCCACCUUCUGCAGUCCCGGUACGUUGUGGGACACCGAGCGGUUCUCCCCUGUGCAGCUCAGCAGCACCGUGGCUGUGUGUGAUGCUCCUUUUGCUGUAGUUUGGCACCCGCUUCCUAGAUGCAUCACUUUCAACAUUUGUAUUUCUCCAUUAGAUGUUAAAGCAAAGUGUUUUCUACUCUGUGGAUUUAUUUAAGCUUUCCAGAUUUACUUAUGGCCGAAAAGGGCCAGGUGGUGCAGCUGUGUUCCCACAUAAGGGCCUUGGCACCCACAGUGCCAGGUAAGUUUAAUUGGCGCCUACCCGGUUGCUGUUAGUAUCAGAAACAUCCGACAGGGUAGCUCAACAUUUCCUAUAGCAAAAUCUUUAUCCCGCAGGGCAGUUGCAUGACUCGUAUGAGUCCUGAUCCUUACUAAUGCCCCAAAAAGCUUUGUUGUGGGGAAUGGUUGAUUUGUUUCUUUCAAGAGUGAAACAGGCAGAGUCAUGUAGCGAAUUUACACCGAGGUUGGAUUACAUCCAGUAGACAUGUCAGCCGAGGAACACGUCAGCCUGCUUUGCAGAGGACUCUUAAGGAAAAUGGCUGUUCCCAAGCAGCUGAUGGUUGGGAAGCCGAGGGAAGGAGGGAGCAGCCACCUGCACCAGCUGCACAAACCACACACAAAGGAGAACCCCCUGUCGUAGUCCAACAUCGUUCCUGUCCAGUAAGCGUAUAUUUUUAUUAUGUCAGAUACUAUAUUGCAAAUAUACUGUUGGCACUGAAGAUAUAUUUUAAAUAUUACGUAAGUGGAAGCUUUUUAUAACACUAAAUAUAUAGUAUGCCUAAUUUCUGCAGCCCUAUGUUUUAUAAAAAAAAAAAAUUAAUCUAUUGAAAUAUUCCUGGUUAUAGAAGUAGGUCUGGUCAGUACUAGAGUGAUGCUAUGUGUAUUCCUUAAGAUGGGACGUGUUCCCUUUUACUGUGCUUCUGCAUACUCUUCUUCUGUGUGGUCUUUGCUUUGUUCCCCCAGGUUGACCACUUGUCAUCGAAACAGCUGGUCAGCUGAGGGAAGUUAUGUGUAUGCAGGAAUGUCACCUUAGCCUGUCCUGUUGGCUGCCUUGAACACAAUCACCACGAAUUAAUUCCUUCUAGCAAGUAUGCAGAGCAGAGCAGCUCCAGGGAUGUGCUGGGAUUCACAGGAGGGAUGCAGUGCUGUGAGAGUAGCCUUGUCUUCCAGCUGUCCAGUAUUGUCUAUUUGGUUUUUGUUUAAGAGGUGCUUGAUAAGGACAUCAGCUGUAGCUGGAAUAAUGCCCAAAACUUACAUUGUUCCUUCGUGAUUCUUCUUGGGCAAAUAACAGCCUUCAGUGUAACAAGCAACCUGCUUUUUUCUCCUCCAUCCCUACAGAGCGUGUGUCUGUUGUCAGUCUGAGCAGGUAACUUCACUGGACCAAAAACAGGGAAGGGAACCAUUUGCACUGAGUUAUUCAGUGUCUUUCACCUCUAACAGUGAUGCUCCCAAAUGUGCUCGCAAGAUGGCAUAUGUAGCCUGAAUGUUUCUCAGAUUUGGAAUGUGCCUUUUUCAAUAGAACAGAAGCAUUAUUAGAUGUGUGAUACUCGUAGUCCCUGGAGCUAAAUUAAUUUCUGGAGCCACUCGGAUGAAUUUGGCCUCAGCUGUGUUUUCAGUCUCCAUUAGCAGAAGUGUUGUGUCCCAGGGACCAGAACUGCUCUGGGUGAAGUACAGCCUGACUGAGCAACGUACCUGAAACAUCUGCAUGUUACUCUCAACCUAUCUUUAAGUGCAUUGCUGAAGCCAGGCUACAAUUAGUGCCCUUACACUUUUGGUAUCUCCUCUUCUGCACUGCUGUAGUUUUUGUUUCAGUUCCCAGUAACGAUGGGCAUGCAUUAGGAAGAGAGGCAGAUGCUGAAAGCUGCUCUGGUCCUGACUCUGCCCCUAAGCCAUAACCAGAGCCCAGCUGCCAUUGCCUGUGCCUCAUGCCUGCUGUUUGGUCCUGGAUUGCUGCUUCUCUAUUCCCCUUAAGAUGCCAUCCAGAGACCCAGCCAGGCUGAGCAGCGGGACCAGGGGGACCUCAUGGGGUUCAAUAAAUCCAGGUGCAAGAUUUGGCACCUGGCUCACAGCAACCCGUGCUAUCAGUACAAGCUGGGGGAUGUAAGGGUAGAGCACAGCCCAGCCAAAAAGGACUUGGGGGUACUGGUGGAUGGCAGAUGGAUGUGAGCCAGCAACGUGCCCUCAUAGGAAAUGGCUGUGAACUAAAGGAGGGGAGAUUUAGGUUGGAUAUGUGGAAGAAGUUUUUUACAGUGAGGGCAAUGAGGCUCUGGCACAGGUUGCCCAGAGAUGAGGUGGAUGCCCCAUCGCUGGAGGCACUCAAGGUCAGGCUGGAUGGGGCUCUGAGCACCCGAUUUAGUGCAGGUGUCCCUGUUCAGUGCAGGGAGUUGGACCAAUGUCCUUAAAGGGUUCCUUCCAACUCAGGCGAUUCUGUGAUUGUAAGUCUGUUGGUACAGUAGGAGGAUUUGCCACGUGACGCACAACAGCAGUAUUUCCUGUAGCUCUGAUCAUGAAUUCUGACUGUGACAGAGCAGUUGCCUUUGUGAGACCAUUUAUUAUCCUGUGUUUGUCUACGAUCCCACUGAUGGCAGCCUUGUGUGCAUCAGAGCCCGGGGGCCUCGGGGCUUUCUGUGAGCAGCAUCUCUGCCUGUGGCAGGUGACAGAGAUCCAGUGACUGUGAGAGAGUCGUACUCUGCAUGGAAAUGUCUUUGGGUUUGCCUUUUAUGUUCUUGGUGAACGUUAAGUUUGUAAGCUUGCGAAGCCUCUCAUCGCUCAUAAAUGAGGCUUGCAAUAUUUAUGGCAAAUACUUACCGCUACGGCUUUCUAAAUAAAACAGUGUGUGCUGUUCUGAUCUCAUCUCGCCAUCAGUCCUCCUGCCAGUAUGUGAAGGCAGCUGCUGCGCUGCCUGCUAGGUUACAGUUAGACCCUGUCAGUGCUAUCAGCUGUGCGCAUCUCCUUGAAGCUGUGAGUGUUUCAAUAAUGUCUGCGUUGUAAGUCCGACUGUUUCACUACUUGCAAGCCUUCAUCUGCAUUUUCAUGCCAGCGUUUUUUCUGAUUAAAAAGAGCCUUCCUAACAUGUGCUUUAGGCAACCAUCUGUUGAAAAAUAGGAAUAUGAUGAAUGAUAAUGCACAAAAAAAAAAAAAAAGCAAACGGCACUGUAAUUUGUCUGUUGUCGUCGAUGUACAUUUUCCUGUUACUUUUGAAUGCAUUGCGAUACUGUGAGUGACUGUAUGUUGAGUUGCAAACCUGAGGGUGCAGAUAGAUGAAGGUUCCGGCGCCGCGGGCAGCACUUUGGCAUUGCCUGGCUGCGGCACACGGUAAGAGCAGAGCAUCUUCAUGUCUGUGUGUGAUCACUGCGAAGAUGGCAGCAGCUCACUGCUCGUGGGAGAGCCAUGAGAGACCUGUGGGGAAGUGCUGCUGGUGUCAGUCGUGCAAACUAAAGCCAUGCUGGGGGAGCGGCGGCGCAUCGCUUCGAUUCAAAGUGCUGUUAUCCGAUGGCAGUUUGUAUCACGUUUUGUGGAAUGGUUUUAAAGAUAUGGAUUUUAAUAAUAAAAACUACGUGUCUGUA
Molecule: messenger RNA, 5549 nt
Organism: Gallus gallus (chicken)
Lineage: Eukaryota; Metazoa; Chordata; Aves; Galliformes; Phasianidae
Gene: KCNIP1
Product: potassium voltage-gated channel interacting protein 1
Exons: 11
Coding region: 535-1176 (213 amino acids)
Biological process (GO): regulation of potassium ion transmembrane transport
Cellular component (GO): voltage-gated potassium channel complex
Molecular function (GO): calcium ion binding; potassium channel regulator activity; transmembrane transporter binding
Source: RefSeq, a predicted model, not a curated record